AUGAAUCCAUUUGAUGUGAUCAAUCCGACGAUUCACAAAUUCUAUUUGGCCAACGAUAUCGAUGAUUUGGGAUUUGUUCGUCCAUGGUCGGCACGAGAGGAAAAUGAGAAGCUGAAAGAGUAUGAGGAAUGGUAUUCGUCAUAUUUGCCGAUAGUGGCAAGAAGGAGAAAACGAUGGGAAAAAGAGAAUCCGCGGAGGAAUCAUCAUCUUCUGCAACGAUUCAUUCGAAAAGGAAUUCCGCACGUCUAUCGAAAAGAGUUGUGGCUUCGAAGUUGUCCGGCGAGAAGCGAUGGCUAUUGGGAAACGUUCGAGGUGCCGGACGACAUCGUCAAAGCGAUUCAAUUGGACCUUCCGCGGACGUUUCCCGACAACAAAUUUUUGAAAUCGGAAAAGACCCAAAAAGCACUUGGACGAGCAUUAUUUGCAGUUGCCGAACACAUUCCGGAGGUUGGAUAUUGUCAGGGUCUCAACUUCGUUGCCGGUCUAAUUCUUCUUGUCGUCAAUGAUGAGCGUCGUGCCAUCGACCUUCUCGUCCAUUUGGUCUCACAACGAAAAGAAUAUUAUGGGAAGAAGAUGAUCGGACUACGUCGCGACAUGCAUGUGCUGCACCAGUUGAUGCGCAAAUACUGUCCGCGUGUGGCUGUAAUGAUCGAUCGAUUAGAUAUCGGUUUCGACAUUCUGGUGGGAAAAUGGUUCGUGUGCUGGUUCGUCGAAAGCCUCCCAAUGGAGACGGUUCUCCGAAUAUGGGAUUGUCUGAUUUAUGAAGGCGAUGAAUGGCUGUUCAAAAUCGCAAUCACACUGUUUCGCUCAAACAUGAUGGCAUUGUCGCAUUGCCAUUCGAUCGAUCAGGUCUUGACACAAGUUCAGAACAUCGGAAGCAGCAAAUCGGCAUUGUAUUGCCAUCAAUUGAUAUUGAAAAGUGCACAAUUGCCAAUUUCGAAAAGUGUUUUAGACGAGCUACGCGAAGAAGCGAAAAGAAGCAUUCCAAAUUAG
Messenger RNA from Caenorhabditis bovis, 993 nucleotides. Lineage: Eukaryota; Metazoa; Nematoda; Chromadorea; Rhabditida; Rhabditidae. The record is from the annotation of a GenBank genome assembly.